Molecule: messenger RNA, 2187 nt
Organism: Ipomoea nil (Japanese morning glory)
Lineage: Eukaryota; Viridiplantae; Streptophyta; Magnoliopsida; Solanales; Convolvulaceae
Exons: 5
Coding region: 1-2187 (728 amino acids)
Source: RefSeq, a predicted model, not a curated record
AUGGAGGUAGUGGCAAAAAGGCGCCAGGAGGGGUAUGCAGAUGAAGGGGAGCGACGGGUUGACAAUACGGGAUUGAGUGAAGGAUUGGCUUUGCUAUGGCGCAAGAAUAACACGGCAAGAUUACUAAGUUACUCAAAGAAUUAUGUCGAUGUUGAAGUUAUUAUGCCUGGGGUCGCUCCGUGGCGAACGGCAGGAUAUUAUGGCUUUCCGGAGCGUAAUAGACGGUUUGAUGAGGGGACAGCAGACUGGUUGGAGGAGAGGCUGGAUAAGGUGCUUGUUAAUGAAGCCUGGCGAAGUUUGAAUGCACAGGCUAGUGUGUUAAACUUGUUGACAUGCAGGUCUGAUCACUCAGCAUUGUUCCUGGGGAUUCGGGAUUGUAUAAGGGGUGGCAGACGGAGAACGAAGACUUUCAGGUUUGAAAUAUCUUGGCUACAUGAUGAGGGGUGUAGGGGAGUGGUGGAGGGAGCAUGGGAGGAGGGGAGAAAUAUAGGAAUGCAGGACUGCCUACCGUUAUGUGGGAAACGACUCACUAGCUGGGGAGGGGACCGGUUCCAUAAGUUUGGGGAGCGGAUUAAGCAGCUGCGGAAAGAACAGGAUCAGUUGAGAGGAAGGCGGGAUUCGGCUUCUUUGGCCGAGUUUCGUCGUUUGGAGGCCGAAUUAUGUAAGUUGGAGGCAAUUGAUGACUCUUUCUGGAGGCAAAAGGCGAAGCAGCACUGGCUGCAAGGUGCGGAUGCCAACACCAGUUUCUUUCACAGGUAUGCUUCUGACCGUAGAAAGAAAAAUACUUUGAAUAGAAUAAAAACUGCUGAUGGGGUGUGGGUUGAGGGGAAUGCAAUGAAUCAAACUAUUAUGGAUUAUUUUAAUGGGGUUUUCAGUUCGGGCAGCUCCCCGGAUGAGGACCAUACGUUAUUUGCCACGAUACAGUCUCGGGUAACCCAGGCUCAGAAUGACACCCUUCUUUCCCCUUUCACUUGUGAGGAAGUUAAAGAUGCUUUAUUUGCUAUGUUUCCCGAUAAAUCCCCAGGACCGGAUGGAAUGAAUCCGGAAUAUGUAACUGAUCUUAGGCCAAUUGCGUUGAGUAAUGUGGUUUACAGGGUAAUGGCGAAAAUGAUAGCGAAUAGAAUGAAGCCUUUGAUGGAGAGACUGAUUUCUGAUUCCCAAAGUGCCUUCAUACCGGAUAGGCUAAUAACGGAUAAUAUACUAAUAGCUGCGGAAGUAGGCCAUUAUUUGAAUAGAAAGCAAUGUGAUGAUAGUUUGCUUUUCUUUAAAGCAAAUAUGGAGGAGGCUGGGGAGGUGAAGCGAUGCCUAACGGAAUAUGAAGCACUAUCUGGCCAGGCGGUAAAUUACCACAAAUCCAAUGUGUGUUUCAGUAAAAAUACUACGGAGGAGUGUAGGGACCAGGUGGCGCAACUUUUGGGGGUCCCCAAAGCAAUCAAUUUUGGGAAGUAUCUUGGCUUGCCCUCGUUUAUCGGACGGAAGAAGAGAGCAGUUUUCUCAUAUAUUGAGGACAAGAUAAAGCAGAGAAUAGUAUGUCUAGCAAUUCAGAGGGCGAUGAAUAAAUAUUGGUGGGGAUCGGGAACGGACCGCCGUAUUCACUGGAAAGCAUGGGACAAGUUAUGUGUCCCAAAGAAAUAUGGAGGGUUGGAUUUCAAGGACCUGCGAGCCUUUAAUAUGGCAAUGUUGGGUAAGCAGGGAUGGAGAUUCCUUGUAAAGCCUGAAUCACUGGUAGAAAGGGUUUACAAGGCCAGGUACUAUCCAAAAACAUCUUUUGAGGAGGCAGCUUUGGAAAAUAAUCCGAGCUUUUGUUGGCGGAGUAUAUUUGCAGCUCAUAGUUUAAUUUGUGGUGGCAUAAGACGGAGGAUAGGAAAUGGGAAUGAUACUUUAAUCUGGGGACACCCAUGGCUACCUGAUGACCCUGAUCCAAUGAUACAAACUAAUAUGCCCCAGGAAUUGGCAGGUUCAAGAGUGGUGGGUCUGAUUGACCAGGAUACUGGAACUUGGGAUCCCCAUAUACUCCGGGACUUGUUCACACCUGAUGAUGUGGCGCGAAUUAACCGUAUACCUAUAUGCCCAGAUUACUCAGACACAUGGUAUUGGCAAGGGGACCCAAAUGGAAACUACACGGUUAAGGGUGGUUACAGGCUUGUUGUUGGAAAUUAUGCACACAGUGUUGGGGGGUUUUGGUGA